CCCAUGUUGUAGUUCAUAACAGUACACUUUGAACUUCACGAUUUAAACAUAUUACGUCGCACAGUAAUGAUGUCUGAGAAGUGGGCUGCGACGUAAGCUUAGCACACGUUUGCCUUGGAGAGGUUUAAGGAUCUUUUCUAGCUGCGCUGAUCUAGCGGCUGGGAUUGAUGAUGGCCCUUCGACAAUGCUAGGACUAUCAUGGGAAGCGUUACACUACGGUAUUUCUGCUAUGGAUGCAUCUUUACAUCAGUGACUUGGUCGCUUCUUCUGUUUGCAUACUUAAAUUUAAAUCAAGACAAAUAUUCUCCGAGGAAUGUGCCCAUCAAGGGGAUUGAGCCGUACAAGCCUAGAAGGCUUUUGCCUCGCUUCACUCACAGUCCUAAUCUCCUUCCAAAGUCCUUCCAAAAAGAUAAGUUAGUUGAAGAUCUGUUUCACCCCCAUGAAGAACUGCCACCUGAAAAGAAAAUAGACAUGCUGCCAGAAAUGGGUAUGAUUUUUAGCAAGCAAGAUGAAGAGGUACGGGAUUUUGGAUAUCGAAAACAUGCCUUUAAUCUACUCAUCAGUAAUCGCAUAGGUAACCAUAGGGAACUGCCAGACACCAGAGAACCCAAGUGUAAAAAGAAGUCCUAUCCCUUUGAUUUACCUUCUGCCAGCAUUAUAAUUUGCUUCUAUAAUGAAGCGUUGUCUGCUCUACUUCGCACUGUUCAUAGUGUAUUUGAUCGCACACCUGCACACGUUCUCCAUGAAGUAAUUCUGGUGGACGAUGACAGUGAACUGGGUGAUCUCAAGGAAGAUCUGGACGAGUACAUUGAGGGUAAUUUUCUUGAAAAAGUGAAGCUUGUAAGGAAUCCAAAGCGGGAGGGCCUGAUCAGAGGAAGAAUGAUUGGAGCGUCUCAUGCUAAAGGUGAUGUUUUGGUGUUCCUUGACAGCCACUGCGAAGUGAAUGAGAUGUGGCUACAGCCCCUCCUGAGCCCAAUCAAAGAAGAUAGAAAGACUGUAGUUUGUCCUGUGAUUGACAUCAUCAGUGCAGAUACACUUGCUUACAGCUCUUCUCCCAUAGUGCGGGGAGGUUUUAACUGGGGCCUGCACUUCAAAUGGGAUUCUGUACCACUAUCAGAGCUGUCAGGACCAGAGGGAGCUAUUGCACCAUUCAAGUCACCAACAAUGGCAGGGGGACUUUUUGCCAUGGAAAGGAAUUAUUUUAAUGAACUUGGACAAUAUGACGGUGGCAUGGAUAUCUGGGGAGGUGAAAACCUUGAAAUCUCAUUUCGGAUCUGGAUGUGUGGCGGGAGGCUGUUAAUCAUUCCUUGCUCAAGAGUGGGGCACAUCUUUAGGAAAAGGCGUCCUUAUGGGUCUCCUGGUGGACAGGAUACCAUGGCACAUAACUCACUGCGUCUUGCUCAUGUCUGGAUGGAUGAAUAUAAGGAACAGUUUUUUGCCCUUAGACCAGAGCUGAGAACACGGAAUUAUGGAGACAUCACUGAACGUGUCAGUUUGAGGAAACAGUUGAACUGCAAGUCGUUUAAGUGGUACUUAGACAAUAUAUAUCCUGAAAUGCAAUUGACUGGUCCAAAUGCCAAAGCACAACAACCUGUUUUUGUCAACAGAGGUCUUAAACGACCUAAUGUACUUCAGCGUGGUCUGCUUCGCCAUUUGGGAACUGGUAAAUGCCUGGUUGCACAGAGCCAGCCCAGUCAUAAGGGUGGCUUAGUAGUAGUCAAAGAAUGUGACCCUGUUUCUUCAGAUCAGAUGUGGGUAUAUAAUGAAGACCACGAGCUGAUACUUGCUAACCUGCUUUGCCUAGAUAUGCCUGAAACUCGUUCUUCAGAUCCACCACGCCUGAUGAAAUGUCAUGGUUCUGGAGGGUCACAGCAGUGGUCCCUAGGGAAAAACAACCGCUUGUAUCAGGUCUCUAUAGGACAGUGUAUGAAGGUCAAUAAUGAACUCAGCCACAAAGGAUAUGUUUCCAUGGCAAUUUGUGAUGAUUCUCCUUCCCAGCAGUGGAGAUUGGAGAGUUGAUGCUGGAGAGCUGAAAGAAGAGUGCCUGCAGAGGUUUUUUGGAUGGUUCUUAGACCUCUGUGUGUGUUCAUCAUGAGAGAGAUACCACCUAAGGAUUCAGAAGAAUCCUGCAUGCAGCAUAAAAUGGAACCCCUGCCGCAACAACAUUUUUAUAUAAUGAGCCUCUGCUGAGACCUUGCUGUACACUUUUAAAUGGAAAAUAUAGAGCUAUAUAGCAUCCAAGUCAUCCUCUAGAUAAAUGGAUGACAUUUAGAGAUGUAACAUUUUAAUCACUGUACUUCAAAUGCUGUGAAAGAACUGAUUGUAUUAUCAACAGAUAGUCUGCAAGUUUAUCAAGUUUUUUUUAUGUGAUUCAUGUGAUUUGGGUACACAUGUAUUUUAAAUCUGAAAGGUAUUGCAUAAUGGUAUUUUAAUAUCAUAAAUAUCUACAAAGAGAAUUUUUAUUUAUAAAGUUUUAUAAGUCCCUAUUAUUUGAUAUUUUUACACUAUAGUUUAAAUGAUGCUAAUAUGCAUUCACAUUAUUAUUAUUCAAUGCAUAUGAAACAGACAGAAGUGUAUUGCUCAUGAAGUAGUCUUGUUUUAGUAUUCAUGGUUCAUGAAUUCAAUUUUCUUUGUGAUGCUGUAUUUUAGAAAUGUAUUUGGUAAAAAUGCUUUUUUAUUAAUCAUUUGCCUUGGUAAUCUGAAUAUUUUCCCCAAGUUUCUUUUUCUUUUGACUUGCUGCUACAUUUUCAGUUUAAAUAUUAAAAACAUUUUUCUGAAU
Messenger RNA from Protopterus annectens (West African lungfish), 2779 nucleotides. RefSeq names its product polypeptide N-acetylgalactosaminyltransferase 11 (gene GALNT11). The transcript has 12 exons. Gene Ontology annotation, molecular function: Notch binding. NCBI's taxonomy places the organism in Eukaryota, Metazoa, Chordata, Ceratodontiformes, Protopteridae. The coding region runs from base 199 to 2019 and encodes 606 amino acids. The record is from RefSeq and is a predicted model, not a curated record. Gene Ontology annotation, biological process: regulation of Notch signaling pathway. Gene Ontology annotation, cellular component: Golgi apparatus.